AUGACACCACUUCCUCCAUCCCCACCAACGCCGACCACCAUCACCAUCAACACCUAUACCUCCAUCCCCACCAACGCUGACCACCAUCACCAUCGACAACAGACGUCCCUCCAUCCUCCACCAACGCCGACCACCACCAUCCAUCGACACCCACUUCCUCCAUCCAUCCCCACCAACACCGCCGACCACCAUCACCAUCGACGACCCACCUCCAUCCCCACCAACGCCGACCACCAUCACCAUCGACACCCACCUCCAUCCCCCAACAACGCCGACCACCAUCACCAUCGACCACCUACCUCCAUCCCCCACCAACGCCGACCACCAUCACCAUCGACACCCACUUCCUCCAUCCCCACAACGCCGACCACCAUCACCAUCGACAUCCACUUCCUCCAUCACCCACCAACGCCGACCACCAUCAACCAUCCAUCAACUACCAUCGACCAUCAUACUUCCAUCCCCACCAACGCCGACCACCAUCACCAUCGACCAUGA
This is a messenger RNA of Haliotis rubra (blacklip abalone), 498 nucleotides long. Its product is annotated as leucine-rich repeat extensin-like protein 3. Lineage: Eukaryota; Metazoa; Mollusca; Gastropoda; Lepetellida; Haliotidae. The record is from RefSeq and is a predicted model, not a curated record. The coding region runs from base 1 to 498 and encodes 165 amino acids. The transcript has a single exon.